AUGUCUUCCAACGUCCUCGCCGACCGGGACAUCAACGCCUCCGCUGCGACCAAGAUCCCCGAGUACAAGCCUAAUCAAGAGAAGGGCGACGUCAAAAGCAUGGAGUACCACCGCCAGGUCCUGCAGUCCAAGCUUGAGGAGUCUCAAGGAAAGCAAACAUACAUCUCCCCCUCCGACAACAUCAUGAGCCCCUGCACCGCAAAGCUCAGUGCCUACCGCAGCAAGCAAGUUGGAAAAGCCAAGCCCAAGUCCCUCUUCGCAAAGACCUCGUCCAAGAACCUCAGUGUCGGUGCCGGUGCCAGCGGCGGCGGCUUAUUCGCAUCCAAACCCGUCCCUAACGCCAACACCGACGGCGAGGAUGAGAAGAUGGAAGGCCAAUAA
Drepanopeziza brunnea f. sp. 'multigermtubi' MB_m1 is the source of this 381-nucleotide messenger RNA. RefSeq lists its product as uncharacterized. The record is from RefSeq and is a predicted model, not a curated record. NCBI's taxonomy places the organism in Eukaryota, Fungi, Ascomycota, Leotiomycetes, Helotiales, Drepanopezizaceae.